CAGUCUAGGUUAUGCAUCUUAACGCUCACACAAUUUUAAUCUUCAGCUGAGUACUAGAUUCUAUUGUGGACCCUAAAUAAGUCGUCACUGUUCUUAAUCGUUAAUAACCUUUCCCAGAAUUUUCAAGAUGAUUGACGAGACAUUUGAAGGUACUGACGCUGGUGCGUCCCACACCAUCCCUGUUGCUGCCGGUUCUAUCAAGAUGAACGGUUUCGUUAUGAUCAAGGGCAAGCCUUGCAAGGUCGUUGAGUACUCCACUUCCAAGACUGGUAAGCACGGUCACGCCAAGGCAAACAUUACUGGUAUUGAUAUAUUUACCGGUAAGAAGUACGAAGAUGUAUGCCCUACCUCUCACAACAUGGAGGUCCCUCAUGUCAAACGUACUGAACUUCAGUUGAUCAGUGUUGAUGACGACGGCUUUGUGUCGCUGUUGAAUCCUGAUGGUACCUGCAAAGAUGAUCUUCAGCUUCCUCGUGACAAUGACGGUGGUUUUGAUGAAGUAUCUAAGCAGAUUCAAUCUCUUGUCGCUGCUGGUAAGGAGGUUUUGGUUACGGUGCUAUCCGCUGUUGGUCAAGAGAAGAUUAUCCAGUGCAAGGAAUUGACCUAAACAUAACAUUUAAAUGUCUU
Molecule: messenger RNA, 627 nt
Organism: Babesia bovis T2Bo
Lineage: Eukaryota; Apicomplexa; Aconoidasida; Piroplasmida; Babesiidae
Product: putative translation initiation factor 5A
Exons: 2
Coding region: 128-607 (159 amino acids)
Biological process (GO): positive regulation of translational termination; positive regulation of translational elongation
Molecular function (GO): ribosome binding; translation elongation factor activity; RNA binding
Source: RefSeq, a predicted model, not a curated record